AUGGGCGGCACUCCGAUCUCGCAGGGCGUCGUAGCGCCUUCCAAGCUGCCGACUCUACCCGCGACAUCCCCUUCGGCAUCUCCGAUACCCCGUUCCGUCUCGGACACAUCGUAUGCCACCAAAUAUGGCUUCAAGCAUACCGCCAACGGCUCAGUCUCCGCUAAUUCGGCGACCAUCGCCGGCGCCGGCGCUAAUGGGAAGGGUUUGAAUGGCUCCUUGAGCAUGCCUCGUUCGGCUAGUGCGAAGCAGAUCGGCACCACUACUACCGAGGCGGCGUCGACCCCGGCUGCUGCAUCGACCAUGCUUGGGAUUCGAACGUUCAGAAGUCGUUUCCUUGGCGGUUCGAUCAAGAGGGGAAGCAAGAUCGCCGCGCCGGCCGGACCCAAAGUCGUGAUCCAGGCUGCUAAACCCCCGCCACUCGUCACGACCAUCUCGACCCACAAAUUAGGCGACGACUCAAUCAAGGAUGUGGCUCUACUGUCACCCCAAGAUUCUGACUUUGCUCCCGCCAAGACCUCGAAUGGCGCUCCGCAGCCCACUCGUUCAACGAGCAUCAGCGGCAACAGUGUGGGGCGCAAAAGGGGCAUGUUCGGCUUUCGUCGGAGAACGAGCAUGCCCGCCGAGUCCAUUUCGCUUCCCAUCGCGCAUCCGCACGGCUCCUCAAGGUUCCAGAAGCAAGUAUCGAGAAAGUCGAUCGACGAAGAGAGCAAGUCGGCGACUAGUCUCGUCAAUACGCGAACGUCGCCGGCCAAGGUCGCUUCGAUCAGCGCUUCGACACGGCUGUCGUCGGCACUUUCUCACGACGACAAGCACACGCGCGAUGCCACUCCGCCCAACUCCUCGCGAAACUCUACUCGUUCACACGUUACAGCCGACCCAGAGUCUUUCUCCCCUUCAAAGCGAGACUCGAGCCUCAGACUCGCAAGUCCUUCACCUGUACCUCUGCAUCUUACGCCGGUCAAGAGGGGUCAUUCGGAAGCCUCCAACGUCGACGAAUGGGUGAACGCUGAGCAAUCCAUCGAAACGCCUCGUCAACGGCCGACUUCCUCGCGCGUUUCGUCACUGUUGGAAGUGGAGCGACCGACGUCGAGCACGUCGAGUCUCAUGAAACAAGGCCCACCCGAGGGUCUUGCGAUCCACAAGGACUCGCUCGCACCCAACAAGGACGACCUCGCUUAUCGAAGGCACUCGAUCUCGCCCGUGUUGGGCAAUUUUACAUUCCCGCAUUCCUCGCGGAAGAGCUUUGAGACGCGCUCGACCGGCGCACAGUCGUGGUCGAGGUCGCGCGAGACCAGUCCUCUGCCCGACGAGGUGGCUGGUCCCGUCGGCGUUUCAGAGCCUGCUGCUGCUGAGGACACGAAGGCCGGGGCAAGUGAGGAUCAUCAGACAACGGGCUCUUCGGAGAAAGCCGCUGAAGACAGCUCAGACCUCCCGCCACUCGUAUCUUUCGAAUCGACACAGCAACGGCCGCACAGUCAAAGUACAGUCAUGGAAUCGCGUUCGUCGAUGGACACGUUUGGCGAACCGCGCGCGCAGUCCGUCUUGCCCUCCCCGAUCCCCGACAGCCUUCGCUCGUCGCUGCUCUUGGACCAAACAGGACUCUCGAAACGAUUCUCUGCGAUCGAGGCCGCAAGGAAAAAUCCCGCUGCGGCGAUGCGAAGCGUAGAGAGUGGUUCUCCGAUCUUGGUCAAACCCGAGGAUGGAUUCUCCGAGUCGCCGAAAUCAAGUCGAGGGCCAGGGGUCCGUCUCCGAGCGCGGGUUUCCAGCCACGAGGAGGAAGAAGAAGGGGAAGCGCCACAGUUCGUCGAGAGGAUGUCACGGUCCCCGACGGAAGGGGUUGACCCUGAGAAUCUGCGUGGCAAACGACUGUCGGGUCGAUCGCAUCUGGCUUCACCCCUCGAAGACCUCGUGUUUCAACUAGGCGGACGACGACUUUCUUCCGAUGGGGGGUCCCUAAUGGGCCCCGCGGUCGCCUCGACUGGGCCAUCGAUUCGAGUUCCUGAGCAAGCUGUUGUCGGUGGCACUUCGCCGUCGAUCUCGAUUGCUCGUUCUGCGUCUUCGUCGUCUCGAGGACAUGGACUCAGUGGGGAUGACGCAGCGGCGCUGGCGAGCUUCCCUGAUCCCGGUUAGUUUUGGCUUGAAGCAUUCUUCUGGCUUUUUAUUCGAAUUUUGGGGGCAACCUUGCUGAUCUCGUUAAAUGCUCAAUUCUUCAGACGGACCUCUGACUCUGGAUCAAAUGGAGCGGGAAAUUGAUCGCAUGGAGGCCGAGUUAGCGCUGACGGGAGGAGGUGCUCGGUCCAAACGGUUCGCCACACUGGGUCUCGACGACUCGAUGCUAGGCCCGAUGGACGCUGCGACCCCUCCUCCAGGCGGCGUCAGGAAAUCGGUCGAGCUCGCUGGCGUGCUCGGCAAUUCGACGACGAGUCCACUCACUUGGGCAGCACCACCGCUUACGUCAUCGUCCGAAAUGGAACGUAACCCCUCACAAACGUCUUCGAACCUCUCGAGCGAUAUCACACCACGUACGGCUCGUAGAUGGUCGAUCGUCGAGGUUGAACGGGCGUACGAGAGGAUGAAGAGGAUCCUUGCUUCGGCGAGCUCAAGAUCCGUUACGGCGAUGUCCGAUAGUGGGACGAUCAAUGAAUCCGCUUCGGAGCUCGGCGAUGUUGCGGUCGAGGACGCGUUCGAGACGACGCUCGCCAGGGCGAGGGCUAAGGAGAACCCCGUCAAGGCCGUUCUGGGCAGCUCGGACGACGACGAUGAUCGGGAAGAGCUCUUACUUACGUGAGUUGGGUCCUUUGCAAUCCUCGAUGGUCGUGCCAGCGCUGACCUACGGUAUUGGUUCGGUGCACAGCCCACCCCCUGCGAGGACUCGGGCCUUCUCGAGUGAACAAACGACACCGACGCAUCGCCACAGCGGACUUCGAGGUCCGAAAAUCAGCUCACCCUCGGCCAAGGCUCUGCGCGAGAGCGUUGCUCGGCCAGGCUCGCUGGUCGUCAGUCCGGAUCGCGCAGGAGGUGUACGACGGACGGUGCGCACGGACUCUUCGUCCACGGGAGGCUCGCUCGACGAUGCGGCUCUUGACGAUCGCGCAUCACGCCGUCACACCGUUCACGAAUCGUCGUUGUCGUAUAGGUCCAACGGGGACGUGUUCGACGCCAGCCGCAACACUCCCGAAAGACCAAGCGGCAAGCGUGGUAGCGAUACGUCCCGACUGGCCGCUUCGACCUCUUCCAUUCGACCGGCGACGAUCGGCAGCACGGGAACGGGGACGAGCGAGGAUGGCGGAUGGGCGACGCCGAUGAGCACGUUGAGGUUCGCUCAAUCGAGUGUGUCGCCUCGCUCUAAUGAUGUGUCUCGUGCGCUAUCGAGUCCGGCGAGGAGCUCGCUCCAACAACGUUCGAUGGACGAAUUGGGUCCCCGUACUGCGGCGCAUGUUCGCACCUCCACGAACGAGACGACACCCAAACGACGAGCGGUGCAAAUCGCCCCACAAGAACGACCCUCUUCCGUCGCCUCCGAACCGAAAGUCUCGACGGGGACGUGGUACCCGCACACUCCGAAUCGUCACGUUCACCACCACCGCGAGGAGAGCUUUUCGAGCGCCGACGAACGCGAUUCCUUAAACGAUACGCAGCGCACGCUCGUUGAUUCGUCCGAUUUGACGAUGACGAGCGUGCGUGCGAUGGAUAAACUCGAGAUCUUUUUCCGUUAUACGUCGGUCAAGGCCGAGUUGGACAAGGCCGCGACGGAGAGGGAUGCAUUGCUCGAUGCGUUGGGGGAGACGAGGGCGACGUUGAUGGAUGUGAGGUCGCAGAGAGAUGCGUUGUUGGAUGAGCUCAAGGUCGAGAAGGCCAGGAGGGGAGAGCAGAAUGAUGUAAGCCGGCGAUGCGGGUACAGAAUUUCCUGGAUCGUAAGUGCUGACCAUUCCUAUGCGGUACUUCCCUAGACCAUCUCCUCGGACUCUGCUCUGGCCCAGCUCGAACAGGUGCGAGCGAACUGGGAAGCGCGUGCGCUCGACGCAGCCGAAGAGCUCGAACGGGCCAAGCAAGAGGUCUCGGCGGCGCGGCAAGAGAUUAUGGACUCGCGCGAGAGGGAAGACACGCUCGAACGCGAAGUGCUUGCGCUCGAGGAGAAGGUCUCGGCGAUGGAAGCGACGCAGGUCACGCUUGCUGCCGGGGUGACGAGUUUGGCUCGAAGGCCUGGUUCGAAUGGGACGAGUCCUCGGGUGGGGAGUCCUCGGGUGGGGAGUCCUCGGGUGGGGAGUCCGCGAAUCGGUGGUCCGCGUGCGGGGUCGAUUGGACUGGGAGGUGGAGCCGCCCCGCCACGCCCUCCUCGGCGCGUGUCGGCCGACGACUCGCAAUCCCUCGGCGGUCCUAGAUCAUCUCCGAGUCCCACCAAGAUGUCCGCUCUCGGUCUCCCCGCCGCACCUUCGACACCCGCUGCCUUGUUCGCGCAAGCGUACCGCAUCCGAGCUUCAUCGGCCGCGUCGAGCGGCAACGUAUCCGACGAUUCACAAGGUCUCGUUGAUGCGACGGUGACGAUGCUCGAUGGACAAGGCUCAAGUCCGCUGAUGGAACAACGCGCGAGCUUUGGGCCGAAAUCCUCUUUCGGCUCCUUCGUUGGCACGCCGCUCAAGUCGAGGUCAUGGGGUCAUUCGAGCCAAGCUACGACGACUUCGUUGUACGACCGUUCGGGCGUGAUCGAUCGUUCGACGAAAGAGGGAACGAGUUCGUCUUCGGCGCCAUCGCACACGAUGCCGAAAGGGCGGAGUAGUAAAUCACGUUUACCUUUCCCUUUCUUCGGUGUAGGAUCCCCUAAGUCGAGACUACCCUCCAAUCGACUCGUUUCGAAGAGCUCGAUGGCCUCAUCCGCUACGGCCUCUGAUUUUGGAGGCGAUCAUCUUCCCCCGCCUUCGGCGCAACAGAGGGGAAUGGCUUGGGAUCCCAAAGCUAGUCAGGGUAGUAGUUCGGGCAGUGUCGGCGUCGGUAAGUUGAGGGAGGAUGAUGAACGAUUCUUGAAGGAUUUGUUGCAAGAGGAAUAA
Molecule: messenger RNA, 5045 nt
Organism: Microbotryum saponariae
Lineage: Eukaryota; Fungi; Basidiomycota; Microbotryomycetes; Microbotryales; Microbotryaceae
Source: the annotation of a GenBank genome assembly